UGCCGACUCAUUAACGAAUGCUGUCAAGACUGUUCUCAAUGAUCCAAUUUAUAGGAAUAAUAUUGAAAAAAUGUCUAAACUAUUUUUCGACCGACCAAUGAGUGCCAUCGACACCGCUGUAUAUUGGGUCGAAUAUACAGCAAAACACGGAACAGUAUUGAAGUCGCCGGCCACCGAACUCACUUGGUGGCAGUAUCACCUGCUGGACGUUUAUGCGUUCAUCCUAACGCAUCUUCUCGCGACUCUGUACAUCAUCAGGAAAAUGCUUUUCUUAUUCUGGAGGCGUACAUGUCCAGGAAGCGAUGAGGAAAAACAUUCAGCCAAUGCCUCUUCUAAGAAAAACCAAUAAUUUGAAUACGUCAUCAUUGAAAACAUCAUUGUUCACUCUCCUUAUCUCUGUCACCACUUAGGAUUCCCCUGUGCAAUUCCUCAUCAAAACUUAUCUCUAACGAGUACACAUAGUAGUUAUUGUUACAAUCACAACUACGGUAGUACGUGUUAGUGACAUCUACCACCACCAUUGAUAGCUGUCGAGCCGAAUCAACAGAGACGAUGCCAAUUGCAAACAAUCAUCCCAGCCAUCACCGUCAGUUGUAGUCUAGAAUUUUCCAACUACGCGUGGGCUCCACACCAGCGGACGAUAUAAAUAACCGAUUAGUGCCGAAAUAUCCACCGCUGUGCAAGGACGAAACCAGUGAAAGUUCACCGGAAGAAAAUCUAUCAAGUCUCUUCAUAAGUAUUCGGAGAUAAAUAAAACUACUGAUGAAGUCAUCAUUUCGGCCUUUUUCAUUAUUUCUCUUCCUCAUAUUAUAUUUCCAAAACGGAAUAUGCGAUCCCCUGAAAAUCCUCGGAGUAUUGCCACUACCCGGAAAGAGCCACUUCGUGAUGACUGGAAGCCUCAUGAAAGAGCUGGCUCUCCGGGGCCAUCAGGUUGACGUAGUUUCGGUGUUUCCUCUCAAAAAACCAAUGCCUAAUUACAAUGAUAUUGUGGUUGCAUCUGAUGAUACACCGAUGCCUGUGAGCAAUAUCACCUACGACGACAUCAAGCGGUUCAGUGGAUUUUCUAUGAACCACUUUGUGAACCAAGCGGGAAUACAGCUUUGUGAUUUACUGAGUCAUCCCAAGAUGCAAGAAUUACUGAAGACUGAUAAGGGAACGUACGACGUUAUCAUAGUUGAGCUGUUUUUGGCUCACUGCUAUCUGGCUUUUGGACAACACCUCGAUGCUCCUAUUGUGGGAAUUACUACUUCAAAGCUACCUGACUGGCUUCUGGGGCCCUUUGGGAAUCAGCUCAAUCCUUCGUACAUACCGAGUCUCUUUUCAAGUGCCAGUCAACGCAUGACAUUCUGGGAGCGAUUGCAGAAUACUCUUAUAACGAAUAUCAUCACGCCUCAGAUUAAUUAUUACAUGGAGGCUGAGGUGAAGCAGGUGGAGAAAUAUUUCGGGAGGAAAUUGUCGUCGAUGAACGAUCUCUACAAGGAUGUUUCACUCAUACUUGUUAAUGAGCAUUUUAGUCUCAAUGAUAUUAAACCUCUGACGCCUGAUAUCAUUGGAGUGGGGGGACUGCACGUGGUGGAUGAUGAUCAACAGUUGACGCCGGACUUGCAAAAAUGGUUGGAUGAGAGUACUCACGGCUGUGUGUAUUUUACAUUCGGCUCGAUGGUGAAAAUCGAAACUUUCCCGGAGGCGAUUAUCAAGAUAUUCUAUGAAAUGUUUGAGAGAAUCGCACCAGUGAGAGUGCUCAUCAAAAUCGUUGAUCCUAAGGCACUUCCUCCUGGUCUACCAAAUAACGUAAAAACAUCGUUGUGGCUGCCACAAGUGGCUAUAUUGAAACACAAAAAUGUGAAAUUAUUCAUCACUCAUGGAGGAUUGAUGGGAACUCAAGAAGCUAUUGCAUAUAAAGUUC
Diachasma alloeum is the source of this 1906-nucleotide messenger RNA. RefSeq names its product UDP-glucuronosyltransferase. Gene Ontology annotation, molecular function: UDP-glycosyltransferase activity. NCBI's taxonomy places the organism in Eukaryota, Metazoa, Arthropoda, Insecta, Hymenoptera, Braconidae. The record is from RefSeq and is a predicted model, not a curated record.